CCGCAGCAGCACGUGAUCAUCUUACUGAGGCUGUCCGGGACUGAAGUGUGCCUUUAGUCAAAGGCUGGAAGGAGAUGGUAAAAGGGAGCAAACGGCGGGGAGAAAAGGUGCUUGAUAGACGAGGAGGUUUCAUAAACGCCUGACAAACUCGAAUUCAAAACUCCGUGUCCCGUGUUUGCAGGCCUUAGGCAGUGACACGCCCAGGUUACCGCCGCCAUUUUUGUUGGGGCUGCUCGUGCGACGCAUUUUGAGAAGAGCAAGGCGCAGUCAGACGCGCAUGCGUAUCUUUGUGAGGGGAUGAGAACGCCAGGGUUUUAAGCAUGUUUGGAAAGGAGGGAACUGAAACUGGUGUCGCGUCAGGAUCUGAAUAUCAUUGAGUUUUAAAAUGGAAGGAAAAAGCAUCGUUUAUACUGGGGAGAAACCAUACAGUUGUGCUUUAUGUGGGCGAGGCUUCAGCCAUUCAUCUGGACUGUCGAGACAUAAGCUCAGUCACACUGGGGGAAAACCAUGGAAAUGUAGAGACUGUGGCAAAGCAUUUACAUCCCCCUCUGACCUGGAAAGGCAUCGCCGCAGUCACACAGGGGAGAGGCCAUUUUCCUGCUCGAUAUGUGGGAAGGGAUUCAAUCAGUUGUCCAAUUUGUUGCAACACAAGCGAGUUCACACUGGGGAGAGACCUUUUAAAUGCCCAGACUGUGGGAAGUGCUUUAAAAGUCCGGGGGAACUGUUGUCCCAUCAACGUGUUCACACUGACGAGAGACCGUUCAGAUGCUCUCACUGUGACACUCAGUUCAAGUACUCAUCUGACCUCACUGUCCACCAGCGAGUUCACACUGGGGAGAAACCGUUCACCUGCUCAGAGUGUGGGAAGGCAUUCUCUCAGUUAUAUAACCUGUUGACACACCAGCGCGUUCACAGUGACGACAGACCUUUUAAGUGUUCGGACUGCGGUAAGUGCUUUAAAUGUUCAGGGAAUCUGAUAACACAUCAACGUGUUCAUAGUGAUGAGCGACCUUUUAAAUGUCCUGACUGUGGAAAGUGCUUUAAAAGCACUGGAGAACUGAUGUCCCAUCAACGUGCUCACACUGAUGAGAGACCAUUCAGAUGCACACACUGUGGAACUGGGUUCAAGAAAUCAUAUAACCUCACUGUACACCAGCGACUUCACACGGGGGAGAGGCCAUUCACCUGCUCAGAGUGUGGGAAAGGAUUUACUCAGUUAUACAACCUGCAGACACACCAGCGAGUUCACACAGGAGCACGACCAUUCACCUGUCCUGAGUGUGGUAAGGGAUUUACUCAGUCAGCCCACCUGGUGAGACACCGACAAGUUCACAAAAAAAUACAGUGAUUGGAUUUUACUGUGAAUUAUCGCUGAGGGGAAAACAAUGAUCUUUCUUUUGUGUUUCUUUCUGCUGAUAUUAAGAAACCAGUUUAGUUGAGUGUUAAUAUUCUGGAUAAAUUUAAAUAAAUUAGCUUUGUGUUAACUACAGUGUGUUGAACCUUUCUGAUUAUAUAUCAAGUUGGUUCUCUGAAUUGCUCUCCAUGUCCCCGUCUCUUCCAUUGUUGACUCCAACAAUGCAUGAGGAGCUCAUGGAAAACAUUUGUGGCAAAGAUUGAGAUAAUCCAGUCCUCUGUCUCUACUACUUUCCUUCCACUAAUCCGCUAGGACACUGUCUCUAACAUUCUAAUUUGCAGAGCCCUGUGCCAACUACUGCUUUUAGUUUCUCUUCCAGUUGCUUUAAGAUGGAAUUGGGAGUGAGGGAAUGACAACAAUGGCCUCUGUCAUCCCGCUAUUGCAUUGGGGUCUGUGUCGGUGUCUGUGUCUGUCUCUGUCUGCGCGCGUACACAUGCCCCACGUCAUUCUGUCCACGACAUGCAACCCCUGCCCUUAAUAAACUACGAAUCUCACAAUGUCCCCAUAUGGACUGAUAUUGUUAACAUUACCCCCUUGUCCAUCCAUGUCCCUUUCCCUUUCCAUUUCCCCCUUCAAAUUGCCAUCUUUAGUCCCUCCUGGAUAAAGAAACUCUUGAUUGCCACUGCCAUCCUUGCAAACAAUUGCCCAUCUAAGUUCCAAGCAAUAAAGGCAAGCGUGCUAAACACCUUAACCAUCCUGCCGAUUGUGAUGCAAAUUUCAAACAAUUAUACACCUAAAUCUGUCUAUGCUACACUACUACCCAGGGUCCUACUUUUUUAAUUUUUAAACUUUAAUUUUAAUUUUUAAAUUUUGUUUGUUUUAUCAAAAUACAAUGCCUCAUAUUUAUCCAGAUUAAACUCCAUCUGCCACUCCUCAGACCAUUGAUCCAAUUGAUUAACAUCUCUUUGUAACUAUAGGUAGCCUUCUUCACAGUCCACUGCACCACUAAUUUUGGUGUCAUCUGCAAACUUGAUAACCAUGUCUCCUCAAUUCUUAUCCAAAUCACUUAUGAUAUAAAUGACAUCAUCUGUUUGGGAGGAGAAAGGUACCUGCCUCUUGUAUAUCCUUUAAACUUACCCACUUACAUUAAAACUACAUCUCAUAAUUUUGACAUUUCUACCUGAGAAAAAAGACUCCGAACUAUUCACUUCAUCCAUGAUUUUGUAAACUUUUAUCAGGUCGUGAUUUCAUCCCUUGAUAUUUAAGUGAAAACAAACCAAGUUUGUUCAGUUUCUCCCCACACCACGCUUUUAGCCAUGUGUUUAUUUCCCUUAUUCUUAUGUCCCUACGCCAAUUUGCACGUGACUCGGGCAGUAGUCCGGAGAUUAUAACCCUUUUGAGGACUUGUUUUUUAAUUUGGUUCCUACUCCUGAUAAUUCCUGAACAGUCCCUCUUUCCUAGUCAAACCUAUGUUGUUUGUUCUGAUGUGGACCACAACAACUGGAUCCUCCUCCUCCAUCUCCAACAUCCUUUCAAGCUGGUCAGAGAUAACCCUUACCCUGGAAUUGGGCAGGCAACACACCAUGUGGGAGAGAGACAUAGUAGGAACUGCAGAUGCUGGAGAAUCUGAGAUAACAAGGUGUAGAGUUGUAUGAACACAGCAGGCCGAG
Messenger RNA from Stegostoma tigrinum, 3024 nucleotides. Its product is annotated as zinc finger protein 250-like. Gene Ontology annotation, biological process: regulation of transcription by RNA polymerase II. Bases 386 to 1348 code for a protein of 320 amino acids. NCBI's taxonomy places the organism in Eukaryota, Metazoa, Chordata, Chondrichthyes, Orectolobiformes, Stegostomatidae. Gene Ontology annotation, molecular function: DNA-binding transcription factor activity, RNA polymerase II-specific; RNA polymerase II transcription regulatory region sequence-specific DNA binding. The record is from RefSeq and is a predicted model, not a curated record. Gene Ontology annotation, cellular component: nucleus. The transcript has 2 exons.